AUGCAUGCUGGAGAGAAAUCUGAUGAGGCUAGUAUAACUGGGAAAUUGUGGAGACAUUGUGAGCAUCUUAAUCAGCAUUCCAAGAUUCAUGCUCAGCAGCAGGCUUCUGAAUAUAGUGGACAAUGGAAAUCCUUCAACACAGAGCCAAUAUUAUUGGAACAGAAGAAAGUGUACAUGGGAGAGACAUCCUGUAUAUUUGAUUAUGGGAAAGUCUUUCAUAAGUCAGCUGUUCUUACCCAUGAGAUAAUACCAGUAUCAGAGAAAGCUUUUCAGUUUGACAUAUGUUGGAGAAUGUUCUGUGAAAAUUAUGAACCCAAUGAACAGCAGAAAAUACACACAAAAGAGAAACCCUAUAAAUAUACUGAAUGUGAUAAAUCAUUCAUGAAGAAAUUACCCCUUACAAUCCGUAAGAGAACACAAACAGGGGAGAAGCUAUAUUUGUGUAAUGAAUGUGGGAAAACCUUUCAUAAGUCCUCAAACCUCAGCAAGCAUGAGAGAAUUCACACAGGUGAGAGACCAUAUGAAUGUAGUGAAUGUGGAAAAACCUUUCAUGAGAAGUCAAAUCUCAGCAAGCAUCAGAGAAUUCACACAGGUGAGAAACCAUAUGAAUGUAAAGAAUGUGGAAAAACUUUCUACCGUAAAUCAUGCCUCAGUGCACAUCAGAGAUCCCACACAGGUGAGAAACCAUAUGAAUGUAAAAAAUGUAAGAAAGCUUUCAACCAUAAGUCAAACCUCAGGGUACAUCACAGAUCUCACACAGGUGAGAAACCAUAUGAAUGUAAAGAAUGUAGAAAAACUUUCUACUGUAAAUCACACCUCAGUGUACAUCAGAGAACUCACACAGGUGAGAAACCAUAUGAAUGUAAAGAAUGUGGAAAAACUUUCUACCGUAAAUCGUGCCUCAGUGUACAUCAGAGACUUCACACAGGUGAGAAACCAUAUGAAUGUAGCGAAUGUGGAAAAACCUUUCACAGGAAGUCACACCUCAGCAGGCAUCAGAGAAUUCACACAGGUGAGAAACGAUAUGAAUGUAGUGAAUGUGGAAAUACCUUUCACAGGAAGUCACACCUCAGCAGGCAUCAGAGAAUUCACAGAAGUGAGAAACUAUAUGAAUGUAGUGAAUGUGGAAAAACCUUUCAUUGGAAGUCUAACCUCAGCAGGCAUCAGAGAAUUCACACAGGUGAGAAGCCAUAUGAAUGUAGUGAAUGUGGAAAAACCUUUCACAGGAAGUCACACCUCAGCAGGCAUCAGAGAAUUCACACAGGUGAGAAGCCAUAUGAAUGUAGUGAAUGUGGAAAAACCUUUCAUGAGAAGUCAAAUCUCAGCAAGCAUCAGAGAAUUCACACAGGUGAGAAACCAUAUGAAUGUAAAGAAUGUAGAAAAACUUACUAUAGUAAAUCAUGCCUCAGUGUACAUCAGGGAACCUCACACAGGAGGAAACCAUAUGAAUGUAGUCAAUGUGGGAAAACCUUUCACAGGAAGUCAAACCUCACCAGACAUCAGAGAAUUCACACAGGUAAGAAACCAUAUGAAUGA
Messenger RNA from Cynocephalus volans (Philippine flying lemur), 1536 nucleotides. RefSeq names its product zinc finger protein OZF-like. Lineage: Eukaryota; Metazoa; Chordata; Mammalia; Dermoptera; Cynocephalidae. Gene Ontology annotation, biological process: regulation of DNA-templated transcription. Gene Ontology annotation, molecular function: DNA-binding transcription factor activity, RNA polymerase II-specific; RNA polymerase II cis-regulatory region sequence-specific DNA binding. The record is from RefSeq and is a predicted model, not a curated record.